UUGCUGUUCGACUGUGUGUAAAGAUUGCACGAGUCGUUUCUUCGGACGUUACAACAUUUUGAUCUGAAGCAACGACGGUAGCUCGCUCGCUGUGAAGUUAACUUUCUCCCUUUCGCGCGCUUCUUCGGCCAAAUCUCGUAAAUCCGACUUCUAGCGGGAUUAGGAUUUACCGGGAUUUUACAGAUUUACGUGUAAAUCCGCAAAUCCGGGAUUUACGGAGUUGCCGGAUUUACCGCGAAUUUUUUUUGCGUUUGGCUGGAUUUACCGUAAAUCCUACUAAAAACUCGAAAUAAAUCCGAUACCAAACAUCCCCUAAGCCUCGAGGGCGCCAUGGAUACCUGAAGCGAUGGCCGCUACGCCGCCCUCGAUCCGCCACGGAGUUGUUUCCAGCAGCGGCGCCUGCGGUGACUCUCUUCAGCGCAUUCUCGCAGACCUAUGUACAAGGGGAAAUCCCAAGAUGAUAGAUGGGUAAUUGCUUUAACCUAUAAACAAGGAUGGAGCUUUACCAGCUUUACGGAAAUAUGUCGAAGAGGAAACUCACGAUCUUACUGGGGAGUCAUUCUUUCGUUUCAUGGAUCAGCUUUAUGAACGUAUUUCUUUCCUUCUAGAAAGUAGUGAUGUUGCCGAAAAUUUGGGUGCUUUGAGAGCCAUAGAUGAGUUGAUUGAUGUUGCUUUGGGUGAAAAUGCAUCCAAGGUCUCAAAGUUCUCUAGCUAUAUGAGGAUGGUGUUUGAAGUGAAACGGGACCCUGAAAUCUUAGUUCUUGGAAGUAAGGUACUAGGCCAUCUAGCCAGAGCUGGUGGAGCGAUGACUGCAGAUGAGGUGGAGAGACAGAUAAAAAAUGCUCUUGAUUGGCUUCAUGGAGAAAGAAUUGAAUAUCGCCGUUUUGCUGCUGUCCUUAUCCUCAAGGAAAUGGCUGAAAAUGCAUCUACAGUUUUCAAUGUACAUGUUCCUGAAUUUGUAGAUGCCAUAUGGGUUGCAUUGAGGGAUCCCACUUUGGCUGUUAGAGAAAGGGCUGUAGAAGCUUUGAGAGCUUGUCUCCGUGUCAUUGAGAAGCGUGAGACACGGUGGCGUGUGCAAUGGUAUUACCGAAUGUGUGAAGCUGCUCAGGUUGGACUUGGUAAAAAUGCUUCAGUCAAUAGCAUUCAUGGUUCCUUACUUGCUGUUGGAGAACUUUUGAGAAAUACUGGUGAAUUUAUGAUGUCGAGGUACAGAGAGGUGGCUGAUAUUGUCCUCAAAUAUUUAGAGCAUAGGGAUCGGCUUGUACGUCUCAGCAUAACAUCACUGCUUCCUCGUAUUGCUCACUUCUUGCGUGAUCGCUUUGUGACGAAUUAUUUAAAGAUUUGUAUGGAUCAUAUUCUAGCUGUCCUUCGUAAUCCAGCUGAACGUGCCAGUGGCUUCAUUGCACUUGGGGAAAUGGCAGGCGCCUUGAAUGGAGAACUUAUUCCAUAUCUACCAACAAUUACAUUACACUUGCGUGAUGCAAUUGCUCCUCGUAGAGGGAGACCAUCCCUUGAAGCCUUAGCCUGUGUUGGAAGCUUUGCGAAGGCCAUGGGACCUGCUAUGGAACCUCAUAUAAGAGGUUUAUUGGAUUCAAUGUUUUCUUCUGGUCUUAGUCCCACACUUAUUGAUGCCCUUGAGCAAAUAAGUCUCAGUCUUCCAUCUUUGCUACCUACCAUUCAAGAAAGAUUGCUUGAUUGUAUCUCUAUGGCGUUGUCAAAGAGACCUUAUCCACAGUCAAAGCCAGGUGUUAUUGCUUCCCGAGCAAACACUGCGAACAAUCUUCAGCAAUUUUCAGAUAUUAGUGGUUCCAUUCUGGUGCAGCUUGCUUUGAGAACAUUAGCUCAUUUCAAUUUCAAGGGUCAUGAGCUUCUCGAGUUUGCUCGAAAUUCUGUAAUUGUUUACUUGGAGGAUGAAGAUGGUAACACCCGAAGGGAUGCUGCCAUAUGUUGUUGCAGAUUGGUAGCCAAUUCGUUCUCCUUCUCUUCUAGUUCACAAUUCAGUUCAAGUAGGUCCACUCGGAUUGGUGGAACGAAGCGUCGUCGUCUUGUGGAAGAGAUCAUGGAAAAACUUCUUGUUGCAGCUGUCUCGGAUGCUGAUGUUAGUGUUCGGCGAUCAGUGUUUUUGUCUCUUCAUGAUAACAACAGUUAUGAUGAAUUUUUGGCACAGGCUGAUAGCUUGUUUUCCAUUUUUGUGGCACUGAAUGACGAGGAUUUUGAUGUACGAGAGCUUGCUAUAUCCAUAGCCGGCAGGUUAUCAGAAAAGAAUCCUGCUUAUGUUCUUCCAGCACUUCGCAGGCACCUAAUACAACUGUUGACUUACCUAGGCCACAGUACUGAUAGCAAAUGCCGAGAAGAAAGUGCCAAGCUGUUGGGUUGCUUGAUCCGGCAUUCUGAAAGGCUUGUAAUCCCAUAUAUUGCUCCCAUUCAUAAGGCUCUUGUGGCCCGUCUACGUGAGGGCACUGGAAUCAAUGCAAAUAAUGCUAUAGUCACUGGCGUCCUUGCUACUGUUGGUGAGCUUGCCAAAGUGGGCGGCUUUGCAAUGAGGAAGUACCUAGGCGAGUUAAUGCCUUUAAUUGUUGAAGCUCUAUUGGAUGGUGCUUCAUUUAAUAAAAGGGAAGUAGCUCUGGUUACACUUGGCCAAGUUGUACAAAGCACUGGUUACGUAAUUUCACCGUACAUUGAAUACCCACAAUUGCUUGGUUUACUCUUAAAAUUGCUGAAUGGUGAGUCAGCUUGGUCAACUAGACGAGAAGUGCUGAAGGUUCUGGGUAUAAUGGGUUCUUUGGAUCCUCAUGUGCACAAGCGCAAUCAGCAGACAUUGCCUGGUUCACAUGGAGAAGUGAACCGUCCUCAAAGCGACCCUAGUCAACAUAUUGUUUCUAUGGAGGAGUUACCUACUGAUAUCUGGCCCUCUUUUGUAACUUCUGAGGAUUACUAUUCCACAGUAGCUAUAAGUUCUCUUAUGCGAAUUCUUCGAGAUCCCUCACUUUCUAGUUAUCAUCAGAAGGUUGUUGGAUCUCUCAUGUUCAUAUUUAAGUCAAUGGGCUUGGGAUGUGUUCCAUACUUACCCAAGGUUCUGCCUGAUCUUUUCCAUGCCGUACGCACUUGUGAAGAUGGAUUGAAGGAAUUCAUUACUUGGAAGCUUGGGACAUUGGUAUCCAUUGUCCGCCAGCAUGUACGGAAAUAUUUACCAGAAUUGCUUAGUCUUAUAUCUGAGCUGUGGUCGUCAUUUAGUAUACCCACAAGUCGACCUCCAUGUGGUUCACCGAUUCUACAUCUAGUAGAACAACUUUGCCUUGCUUUGCAAGAUGAAUUUAGAAGUUACUUAUCGUCCAUACUUCCAAACUGUAUACAAGUUCUUGUUGAUGCUGAGAGGUGCAAUGACUUCAGUUAUGUUCCUGAUAUUUUACACACCUUUGAAGUGUUUGGUGGAACACUUGAUGAGCACAUGCAUUUAGUUUUUCCUGCUCUUAUCCGCUUAUUUAAAGUUGAAGCUUCAGUAGAUAUAAGACGACAUGCAAUUAAGACUAUAACCAAACUCAUACCUCGAGUUCAUGUCAGUGGUCAUGUAUCAGCUCUUGUGCAUCAUCUUAAGCUUGUUUUGGAUGGGAACAAUGAAGAACUUCGAAGGGAUGCUGCUGAUGCUCUUUGUUGCCUUGCUUAUGCCAUCGGGGAAGAAUCUGCUAUAUUCGUGCCCUCAAUUCAUAAAAUUCUUUCAAAGCACCAUUUUCGGCAUAGAGAUUUUGAGGAAAUUGAAAGACGUGUGCGAAAUCGGGAACCACUUAUUUUGGAAACCUUUUCAGUGCAAAAGUUUACUCGACAUCUCCCAGUUGAGGUCAUUAGUGAUCCAAUUAAAGAUGUUGACGGCGACCCUUAUGAGGAAGGGGUGGAGACUAACCAGCAAUUGAGAGAGCACCAGGUGAAUGACGUGAGGCUAAGGACUGCUGGUGAGGCUUCCCAGAGGAGUACCAAGGAAGACUGGGCAGAGUGGAUGAGACAUUUUAGUAUCGAGCUACUAAAGGAAUCUCCAUCUCCUGCUUUGCGUACCUGUGCACGGCUUGCACAAUUGCAGCCUUCGGUUGGGAGAGAACUAUUUGCAGCUGGUUUUGCAAGUUGCUGGGUACAGAUGAAUAAAACUUCCCAGGAGCAGCUAGUGAGAAAUCUCAAGACAGCUUUUUCGUCUCAAAAUAUUCCUCCUGAAAUUCUAGCUACUCUACUAAAUCUGAUUGAGCAGGCAGAAUUUAUGGAACAUGAGGAAAAACCUCUUCCUAUUGAUACCCGGCUACUUGGUGCUCUUGCUGAAAAGUGUCGGGCAUUUGCAAAGGCUCUUCAUUACAAAGAAAUGGAGUUUGAAGUUGCAAGGUCUAAAAAGACGGGAACGAACCCAGUUACGGUGGUCGAGUCUCUAAUUCAUAUCAAUAAUCAAUUGCACCAACAUGAGGCUGCAAUUGGGAUCCUGACUUACUCACAACAACAUUUGGAUGUUCAAUUGAAAGAAUCUUGGUAUGAAAAAUUACAACGAUGGGAUGAAGCACUCAAGGCAUACACAGAAAAGGCAUCUCAGUUAUCUGGUCCACCUCAUAAUUUGGAUGCUACCCUUGGUCGAAUGCGGUGCCUUGCUGCUCUAGCCCGGUGGGAUGAGCUUAGCAAUCUAUGCAAAGAGCAGUGGACUGCUUCUGAGCCAGCAGCUCGACUGGAGAUGGCCCCCCUGGCUGCUAGUGCUGCAUGGAACAUGGGGGAGUGGGAUCAAAUGUCUGAAUAUGUUUCUCGGUUGGAUGACGGCGAUGAAAGCAAGUUGCGUGUAAUUGGUAGUGCUGCUGCGACCGGUGAUGGGAGCAGCAACGGUGCUUUCUUUAGGGCUGUUCUCUUAGUUCGACGCAGGAAGUAUGAUGAAGCCCGCGAAUAUGUUGAGAGAGCUAGAAAGUGUUUGGCAACUGAGUUGGCUGCACUGGUUCUUGAAAGCUAUGAGCGUGCAUAUAGCAAUAUGGUCAGAGUUCAGCAACUCUCAGAAUUGGAGGAGGUUAUUGAUUACUGCACUCUUCCGGUGGCAAAUCCUGUUGCAGAUGGCCGGAAGGAUUUGAUUCGUAACAUGUGGAAUGAGCGAAUAAGAGGCGCCAAGCGGAAUGUAGAGGUUUGGCAAGCACUUCUUGCAGUCCGUGAGCUCGUUCUGCCUCCUACAGAAGAUAUUGAAACAUGGCUUAAAUUUGCGUCACUUUGCCGCAAGAGUGGACGGAUAAGUCAAGCAAGAUCUACUUUAUGCAAACUCCUACAGUAUGAUCCUGAAUCAGCUCCUGUGAACUCAUUUUUUCACGGGCACCCUCGGGUAAUAUUAGCUUACCUUAAAUACCAGUGGUCUUUGGGGGAUGACCUUAAAAGAAGGGAGGCAUUUUCUAGAUUACAAGAUUUAUCGCUUCAGCUCACUUCCAGUGGAAGUAUUUAUUCUGUUGCAUCUGGAAACCCAAUUACUUCUUCCAUUGUUGGUAUUCCUCUUCUUGCUCGUGUCUAUUUAAAGCUUGGUACCUGGCAGCGUGCUCUAACACCUUCAUUAGAUGAUGAUUCAAUAGAAGAAAUCCUUAUUUCAUUCAAGAAUGCAACUCAAUGCACCACAGAUUGGGCAAAGGCAUGGCAUACAUGGGCUUUAUUUAACACCGCGGUUAUGUCUCAUUAUACUUUACGAGGCUACCCUGCUAUUGGAGGACAAUAUGUUGUGUCAGCAGUUACUGGAUAUUUUUAUUCAAUUGCAUGUGCUUCUACUGCUAAAGGAGUUGAUGACAGCUUACAAGAUAUUCUUCGUCUUCUCACUUUGUGGUUUAAUUUUGGAGCUAAUUCUGAGGUUCAAGUAGCGCUGCAGAAAGGUUUUUCACUUGUGAAGAUUGAAAUGUGGCUGGUAGUCUUACCUCAAAUAAUUGCAAGAAUACAUUCUAAUAAUCGAGCAGUGCGAGAACUGAUUCAGUCAUUGCUAGUGCGUAUUGGAAAAGGGCAUCCGCAGGCCCUUAUGUACCCUCUUUUGGUGGCUUGCAAAUCUAUAAGCUUAUUGCGUAGAGCUGCAGCUCAGGAAGUUGUUGAUAAAAUCAGACAGCAUAGCGGAGUGCUUGUUGAUCAGGCUCAACUUGUAUCUAAGGAGCUUAUCAGGGUUGCCAUAUUAUGGCAUGAGAUGUGGCAUGAGGCUUUAGAGGAAGCUAGUCGUUUGUACUUUGGUGAACAUAAUAUUGAAGGAAUGCUGGCUGUGCUAGAUCCAUUACAUACAAUGCUUGAGGAGGGCCAUGAGACUCACAUGGAAUCUUCUUUCAUGCUGGCGUAUGGUCGUGAAUUAUCAGAGGCUCGCGAAUGCUGCUUGAAUUACAGGAGGACUGGAAGGGAUGGCGAGCUUACUCAGGCAUGGGACUUAUAUUAUCACGUUUUCAAACGAAUAGAUAAGCAACUCCCCAGCCUUACCACUCUAGACCUACAGUCUGUUUCACCUGAAUUAAUCAAAUGUCAAAAUUUGGAGCUUGCUGUACCUGGCACAUAUCAUGCAGAUGCGCCACUGGUUACAAUCUCAUCAUUUUCCCCGCAACUAGUUGUCAUUACAUCUAAGCAAAGACCUCGAAAACUGACUAUUCAUGGAAGCGAUGGGGAGGAUUAUGCUUUCUUGCUCAAGGGCCAUGAGGAUUUACGGCAGGAUGAACGAGUCAUGCAGCUCUUUGGGUUGGUUAAUACUCUUCUGGAGAAUUCGAGAAAAACUGCUGAGAAGGAUCUCUCAAUUCAGCGUUACGCUGUUAUACCAUUAUCACCUAACAGUGGAUUGAUUGGAUGGGUUCCUAAUUGUGACACUCUCCACCAUCUAAUUCGGGAAUAUAGAGAUGCGAGGAAGAUGUGCCUAAACCAUGAGCAUAGACUAAUGCUAGCAUUUGCUCCUGACUAUGAGCGCCUGCCCCUAAUAGCUAAGGUAGAAGUAUUUGAGCUUGCUUUGCAGAAUACAGAAGGAAAUGACUUGGCUAAGGUACUCUGGUUAAAAAGCAGAACCUCUGAAGUUUGGCUAGCAAGACGGACCAAUUAUACAAGAAGCUUGGCAGUUAUGAGUAUGGUGGGUUACCUGCUUGGAUUAGGGGACCGUCAUCCUAGUAACCUUAUGCUGCAUCGCUACAGUGGAAAGAUUUUACAUAUUGAUUUUGGAGAUUGCUUUGAGGCCUCCAUGAACAGAGAGAAGUUCCCUGAGAAGGUACCUUUUCGUUUAACUAGAAUGCUUGUGAAAGCAAUGGAAGUCAGCGGCAUUGAAGGAACUUUCAGAUUAACAUGUGAAAAUGUUAUGCAAGUUCUCCGGACAAAUAAAGAUAGUGUCAUGGCAAUGAUGGAGGCAUUUGUCCAUGACCCUCUCAUAAAUUGGAGAUUAUUUAAUUUUAAUGAAGUUCCUCAAAUACCAAACUUGGUUAGCUCCCAUGUUCUCCCAGUUGCAAAUAGCGAUGAGUCUGCUGCGCCUAAUAGAGAGCUUCCCCAUCCUCUUCGUGGUGCUCGAGAAAGGGAAUUGCUUCAGGCCGUUAAUCAGCUUGGUGAUCCUAAUGAGGUCCUGAAUGAGCGUGCUGUGGCUGUCAUGGCUAGGAUGAGCAACAAGCUUACAGGAAGGGAUUUUACUUCUGGAUCUUCGUUAUCAGGGGCUGGAAACUCAGUUCAACAUUUGGAACAAGGUUCACUUAUCUCUGGCGAUCCAAGAGAAGUUGAUCAUGGUCUUUCUGUGAAGCUCCAGGUUCAGAAAUUGAUCACACAAGCUAUGUCACAUGAGAAUUUGUGCCAGAAUUAUGUUGGGUGGUGUCCAUUUUGGUGAGAAGAUUGAAGUAAAGGACCUGUAAAUUUGUACAUAUCUUUGUACAUAUGUCAUUUGACGAGGCAAUAAAAUGCAUCACUCAUUAUGUGAUAGAACAUUUUUAUGUUCGAAUUCUUUAAAGUAUCUGUAUAUUAGAGGAGAAUCAUCAUUAUUGAUUAAAUGAUAAUUAUCAAGGUUUUAAGUGCAUCAAUGCAAAUUUAAAGAUUUUUUUUC
Messenger RNA from Dendrobium catenatum, 8014 nucleotides. RefSeq names its product serine/threonine-protein kinase TOR. Gene Ontology annotation, molecular function: protein serine/threonine kinase activity; protein binding; protein-containing complex binding. Gene Ontology annotation, biological process: negative regulation of macroautophagy; TOR signaling. Gene Ontology annotation, cellular component: TORC1 complex; nucleus; TORC2 complex. NCBI's taxonomy places the organism in Eukaryota, Viridiplantae, Streptophyta, Magnoliopsida, Asparagales, Orchidaceae. The record is from RefSeq and is a predicted model, not a curated record. The transcript is spliced from 58 exons. The coding region runs from base 572 to 7801 and encodes 2409 amino acids.